This is a messenger RNA of Acanthamoeba castellanii str. Neff, 939 nucleotides long. RefSeq names its product protein phosphatase 2A catalytic subunit. Gene Ontology annotation, molecular function: protein serine/threonine phosphatase activity. Gene Ontology annotation, cellular component: cytosol. The transcript has 5 exons. The coding region runs from base 1 to 939 and encodes 312 amino acids. NCBI's taxonomy places the organism in Eukaryota, Discosea, Longamoebia, Acanthamoebidae. Gene Ontology annotation, biological process: peptidyl-serine dephosphorylation; mitotic cell cycle. The record is from RefSeq and is a predicted model, not a curated record.
AUGGGAGAAUACGCCGAUGUAGACAAAUGGAUCGAAACGCUCAGGCAAUGUAAGCCACUCUCCGAAGCCAAUGUCAAAGGGCUGUGCGACAAGGCGCGAGAAAUUUUGCAAGAUGAGUCGAAUGUGCAGCCUGUGCGCUGCCCCGUGACCGUGUGCGGUGACGUUCACGGCCAAUUCCAUGAUUUGAUGGAGCUGUUCAAGAUUGGAGGUGAAGUUCCCUCCACCAACUACCUCUUCAUGGGCGACUACGUCGACCGUGGUUACUACUCAGUUGAAACCGUCUCCCUUCUUGUAGCUCUCAAGGUGAGGUACCCCCACCGCAUCACCAUCCUCCGCGGUAACCAUGAAAGUCGACAAAUCACCCAAGUGUAUGGGUUCUAUGACGAGUGCCUUCGCAAGUACGGGAGCGCCAACGUGUGGAAGUUCUUCACGGACCUCUUCGACUACCUCCCGCUCACCGCUCUCAUUGAGCAACAAAUUUUCUGCCUCCACGGCGGCCUUUCGCCCUCCAUCGAUACUCUCGACCACGUCCGUCAGCUCGACCGAAUCCAAGAGGUGCCCCACGAAGGCCCCAUGUGCGACCUCCUCUGGUCCGACCCCGACGACAGGACCGGCUGGGGUGUCUCCCCGCGAGGAGCCGGCUACACUUUCGGGCAGGACAUUUCCGAGCAGUUCAAUCACAACAACGGCCUCAACCUCGUCGCCCGCGCUCAUCAACUCGUCAUGGAAGGCUACAACUGGUGCCACGAGCAGAACGUCGUGACCAUCUUCUCCGCUCCCAACUACUGCUACCGCUGUGGCAACCAAGCCGCUAUCAUGGAGCUUGACGAACACAUGAAGCACAUGUUACUCCUCCCCAACAACAGCCUCCAGUUCGACCCAGCGCCCAGGCGGGGAGAGCCCCACGUCACGCGGAGGACACCAGACUACUUCCUCUGA